Molecule: messenger RNA, 540 nt
Organism: Porites lobata
Lineage: Eukaryota; Metazoa; Cnidaria; Anthozoa; Scleractinia; Poritidae
Source: the annotation of a GenBank genome assembly
AUGGCGGCCCAACAGGAUGGUUUGGACUAUACUAAAACUUGGGUAGGAAAGCUGAAAGCCGGAGAGCUAGUUUUUACACUCCUAGCUGGUGCAUGCGGUUCUUCAGUUCUCUCCUAUGUCAACACUUGUAGCUGUGCCCUGAAGUUCAGCUUCUUCGUUACUGUUGCGUGGACUGCCUUCAUCAACGUCUUGAUCGACGUGAUAAUCCAUCUCCUUGGGCUGUGGGAACGACUUCUUUGGAUUUUUCGACACUCUGCGGUUCAUACAGUCCUGUGUGUGUUGGCAGGCAUUGGUUUUCUUAUCGGCUCCAGUCUAGCUGCCUCAUGUGCGAAAGAUGUGUGUGUAACACAAAAGAGUACCGCUGGGGCGGCUUCAUUCUUCGGCUUCGUCUGCUUGGCCUUGUUUGCUCUCGAGUGCUUCUUUCACUUCAAGGAGUACAGAAGCAUGCAAAGCGAAGCUCGUGAACAAUCUUCCGCGCAAGAUAAGCCGCCAGAUUACUAUAUCGAAGAAAAACCUACAAGUGGACCUGGAGUUGUGUGA